CAGACUAACUUUAAUCUCCUCUUUGGUCUCUUCUUUCUUCAACCAGUUGCGAUUUGCUCUUUCAGUACUCGUGUAGUUUUGUUAACCAAACAAAUUUCCAUUUCCAACUUCUAACUAUGGCUUGGGCUCUUGUUUCUGCAAUCAAGGACCAGCUUAGUUCUCUCAUUACUACAGAGUUCACGUCGAUUGCUAAUGUCAAGGGAGAAGUCCAGAAGCUUGAAAGCAAAUUCCACACCAUCCAGGCAAUGCUCAACGAUGCAGAGAAACGGCAAGUGAAGGAGGAAGCUGUGAAGCUUUGGUUAGAUAAGCUCAAAGACGUAUCCUACCAGAUGGACGACGUGUUGGAUGAGUGGAACACUGCCAUGAUCAAAGCAGAGAUUGAGAAACAACAAAAAGAUGAUGCAGAAAAAGCUGAAACUAGCAGUGCUGCUAAGAAAAGGAAGGUAUGGCCCCUCAUCUCAGUUCCUACUCUUUUGCAGCAUCGUGAUAUUGCUCAUAAGAUAAAAGAACUUAAUGAAAAAUUAGAUGAGAUUGACAGAGAGGGAGAGGUGUACACGUUUGCAUUGACUAGGGGCAAUGAAGAAGUUGAGAGACCAAGAACAACUUCCUUUGUUGAUGUGUCUGAAAUUCUUGGUCGUGAUAAAGUUAGGGAUGAUCUAGUGAGCAUCCUAUUGGGCAAGGGUAGUGAAGAAGUAAGAAACCCCCAUGUCAUCUCUUUAGUGGGCAUGGGUGGUAUUGGAAAAACUACUCUUGCCCAACUAGCCUAUAAUGAUAAUGAGGUGAAGGCACAUUUUGAGAUAAAAGUGUGGGUUUGUGUUUCUGACCCUUUCGAUCAGUGCAAGGUGGCCAAAGAAAUCCUUGAAUCUAUUGAACAUCAAUCCCCCAACUUGACUGCAUUGCAAAGUCUAUUGGAUAGAAUUUGCAAUAAAGUUAGGGGAAAGAAGUUUCUUCUUAUCUUUGAUGAUGUGUGGACGGAAGACUCCACAAUGUGGGAGCCAUUCAGAUUUGCACUCAAAUCUGUUGCCCAAGGCAGUAGAAUUAUAGUCACCACACGGAAAAGCAAAGUUGCGGAGAUUAUGGGACGUGGGAGCAUGAUUAAUUUGGAGGUAUUGUCUAAAGAAGAUUGUUGGUUGGUGUUUAAAAAAAUAGCAUUUUUUAAUAGGGAUCCUAGGCAAUGUGAGCAACUAGAAGGCCUCAGUAGGCAAAUAGUAGAAAAGUGCAAAGGCUUGCCACUUGCUGCAAAGACUCUAGGAAGUCUAAUGCAGUUCAAGAGAAGUAUAGAAGAAUGGAGGAGAGUUUUGGAUAGCAAUUUGUGGGAAUUAGAAGUUGGGGAAAUAGAAAGUCUUUAUGCACCGUUGUUACUGAGUUAUUAUGAUUUAUCCUCACCAUUGAGACGAUGCUUCUCAUUUUGUGCUGUUUUUCCAAAAGAUUAUGUCUUUUCUAGCGGUGAGUUGGUAUUUAUGUGGAUGGCACAAGGAUAUAUCAACUCGAAGACAAAUAUGGAGAUGGAAAUCAUUGCUAGAGAGUACUUUGAAAAUUUAGCCAUACGAUCUUUCUUCCAAGAUUUUAAGAAAGAUGAAAAUGAUGGCCAAAUAAUAACGUGCAAAAUGCAUGACAUAGUGCAUGACUUUGCCCAAUUAAUGUCAAAAAAUGUAUGCUUCACAAUCAAUUCUAACAUAGGGUUGGAAACUGAUUAUAAAACUGCCUGCCAUUUGGAGUUAGAAAUUUACAAAGAAGCCCAAUUUCCUGAGUCCAUUUAUAGUGCAAAAAAUUUGCGCACCCUCAUUUUUGUAAAUCGAAGUGAUUAUAUGUUGUCUACUUUAUUUCAGCAUUUUAGAUGUUUACGAAUAUUAACUUUGGAUUUUAAAUCUGGUGGUAUAGUGUGGAAUCUUCCAAAUGCUGUGGAAAAUUUCAUACAUUUGAGGUAUCUCAAUUUAGUCAAUUAUUGUGGAGAUGCAUUGCCUGAAACCAUUUGUAAUCUUUGCAAUUUACAAAUUUUGAAAAUUAUAAUUGAUGGCAACAAGUUCCAAAAGUUGCCACAGGGAAUGAGUAAACUAAUUAACCUGAGACAUUUUAAUUUGAGCUUCAGAAAUAAUUGUUUAAAUGUAAAGUUUCCAAGAGGGUUUGGGAGAUUGACUUCUCUUAGAACAUUAUAUCAUUUCAUCGUAAAUGGUAAGGAUGAUAGCGAAAGAUGUAAAUUGGGAGAAUUAAUAAAUUUGAACCACCUGAAGACUCUUGUAAUAUCUGGGUUGGGAAGCGAGGUAGAUGAAUGCGAGGCCAUGAAUGCACAACUGAAGAAGAAGAUAAACCUUCAUACUUUGAUUCUAAUGUUUAAAGAAUGGGAUGGUGAGGAAAUAACAAGGAAGAAAGAUGCAUUGGUUCUGGAUGCCUUAGAGCCACCUCCUAACUUGGAAUAUUUACGUAUUGUAAGUUACAAGGCACCGAUAAUGUUUCCUAAUUGGAUGAUGUCCUUAACCAAUUUAAAAGAACUUGGAAUUAACGAUUCAUCUUUAGAGUGUUUGCCUCCUUUGGGGAAACUUCCAUUCCUCAAAUCAUUAAAUAUGUGGUAUGUUAAAAGAUUGAAAAAGUUAGGGGUUGAAUUUAUGGGAAUAGAAGAAUCCGAAAAGAAGGAGAAAGGCGAUAUAAUAAUACCACUAUUCCCAAAUUUGAUAUCUCUCUCAUUUGAGAAAGUCUAUAACUGGGAAGAAUGGAAUGGGAUUGAAGAAGAAGAAGACUGUAUCAGAAGAUUCACUAUUAUGCCACGUCUUCAAGAUUUGAGAAUUCACUACUGCGAAGAGUUAAAGUCGCUGCCAAACUUCCUUUGUACAACUCCAUUACAAAAAUUGGAGAUUCGUAUUUGUCCAAUUCUGAAGGAACACUGCAAAAGAGGGACAGGAAAGGAGUGGCCCAAGAUUUCCCACAUUCCUAACAUAUGGAUUGAUAGGUUCUAUGUGCAAAGAGACGGUCGAGAAAAUGAGGCAGAGCCAAAGGUUCAUGAUUUUAGCUUCAAGUUGAGAUUUUUGGAUGACGAUGGUGAAAGAUGAUUUGUGUGAGUGUGGCUGAAGUUCAUUCUUGGCAUUAUUCAGUAAUGCAAGUCUGAUCUAGUCAAGGUUGCAGUUUUCUAGUUCCCCCAUGUAUCACUAGUUGAAAGUUGCUGGUCUCUUCAAAAUCAUUGUUGUUGGUUCACAAAGUUUGCUACAAAUUCGGAUUUUUGGAUGGUGAUGGUGUAAGUUAUUUGCGUUUGAGCAUUUGUCCGAAAAGUUCAGCAUUAGCUUGAUUUGGCGUUGCAACUCUGAUUCAGUCAUGGAGUUUGAAGUAUCUCAUUACUUGAAAAGUGUGAGGUACAAGAGGCCCGUUACCAGCAGGAAAGAAGAAGAAACUACAUAUACCAUUGUUAGUUGGAUCAUUUACUCCACUACUGUGAGGUAUAUCUCGAUAUUUUCUUCUUAAUCAUCUAUUUGUUUUUCCUUAUCAUUUUGCCCAUCCUUGAUAAUCUCAUGCUAAAUAUUUGAUUCUUUCCUCAUUUGAACCAAACAUCUGAUUCUAAUAUCUAGGGAUGUACAUUUUGUUAUGAAUCAAUUUUUCACACAUUGAUGCACAUUUGAGAAAGGGCCAAAGAAUCAGGUCCUCUAUCAUUUCAUAACCGAAGAAGGGAUGUGCAUCAUGGAACAUAUCAUGUUUAAUCCAUAUUAUAUGGUGGCAGAUGAAAGGUGAGCUAGAUUGAUGAAUACAAAGGCGUGCGGAUUUCUUGUCUUAGUGAUUGAAGAGUUUUGUUUCAUGGAAGAGGGGAAAGAGUGUGAUGUUACCACCAGGAGUGGAGGGGAUGAGAUGAUAAAUGCUUGCUUUUCUUUUUACCAUUGCUAGUUGCCCAAUUUGGAAUGACAUUCAAAAAAGGAAAUCCCUGAAUUAGUCACCAACAUGUUCAAGGAAAAAGGUAGAAGAAGGCGGGAAUGAAGCCAUAUUACAAUUGUUUGCUCUGGGGAGUUCAAUUCUGAUUCAC
Quercus lobata is the source of this 4000-nucleotide messenger RNA. Its product is annotated as putative disease resistance protein RGA3. The record is from RefSeq and is a predicted model, not a curated record. Lineage: Eukaryota; Viridiplantae; Streptophyta; Magnoliopsida; Fagales; Fagaceae. The coding region runs from base 117 to 3044 and encodes 975 amino acids. Gene Ontology annotation, molecular function: ADP binding. The transcript is spliced from 6 exons.